This is a messenger RNA of Vespa velutina, 3300 nucleotides long. RefSeq lists its product as uncharacterized. The coding region runs from base 308 to 766 and encodes 152 amino acids. Lineage: Eukaryota; Metazoa; Arthropoda; Insecta; Hymenoptera; Vespidae. The record is from RefSeq and is a predicted model, not a curated record. The transcript has 3 exons.
CAUCGGCUCACCGUACGUUUGCUAUUACAAAAGUUGUGCGUAGUGAAACUUAAAGAUUCCGUUUGUCGAAAGGUCUAAAGAAGCGUUUAAAAUUGCAUUUUACCGAUUUCGUUGUCUUCGCGAUCGAUGAAACUGUGAUUGUUGCAUUUCAUAAAUGCAAACAAAAGUAAAAACGAAAUUUUGCAACUGAUCGUUUGAACAAAAAGAUUAAUUCGACAGAGCGAGAGAUGAGUGUCACUUGUAUUAUUAAUUUCAUUAGAAAUAUGAAAAAGGAUAAGAUAACAGGCACGUUCGUUUUAAUUAUAUAAUGGCUCGUUUCUAUUAUCAAUGCAAUUUUGAUUUAAAAAACGAGACUGGAUACGAUAAUGCUGUAUUAAAACCAUUCGUUUGUCCGCCGGACAAAUAUUGUCCUUAUUGUUGUUGCAAUUGGCAGUGUUGUAUCGUGGUACAAAAACGUCCACCACGACAAAUCUGGGAGACUUGGUACUUUUGGUUGGGCGUUGCAUUAUUAGCUGUUUUUAUCCUAAUUUCGGUGUGCAGCUACGUAGUCAGUAAUUAUAGGCAUAACGUUCAAGGUGUGCCGUUCCGACAUAAUGCACGUAUUAAUGAUAACGAACGAAACCAUCGAGCAAAUCGUUCUAGACCAACACAAAACGAGGUGUCUAUAAGUAUAAUUCCUACAUCAGGAUUACUACCGGGUCAUAAAAAAAUGGUCAUGAUUUCUACACAAAAUAAUGUCGCUCAUUUGACUCCGAUCGUAGCCUAAAAUUAGAGCUUUCAGUUUUCUUUGGAGAAGUUCGGAAAGAAAGCGUGACGGUUUAGAACAUUCUGUAUUAUGAAUGCUCAGUUACUAUGACACCUCGAUCAACGUUUAACGAUGAGAAUGAAGGCAUGCAUUUCCUUGCAUUUGAUCGCGUGUACUUAUCGCAAAUGCAUUAUUUUAUGCGAUCUCGACAUAAUGGUAGAGGAUGGUUAAUGUUCAAUGAUUAUGAGGAAAGAUCUGCAGGGAGACUGGACGAACUCAAUUCAGCCUUUUAAUCUUGCUGAAAAGAUUUCAAGUCAAACGACUUUCAAGUUAUAUAAAAAAUAUUCAGAGAGAGAGAGAAAGAGAGAGAUAAACGUUAUCAAUACGAGGUCGAUUCUUUGAUUUCGUGAUCAUAAAAAUCGAAAGGAAAUCAGAAGGGAAUAAUGAAAGGCAUCGUUUACAGACUGCUAUAAGAUUUAAAUAUCAAAUUGAUACUUGAAUAUUAGAUUUCUUGAGAGAUAUUAAAAAAGCUUAGCCCAAUCAUUUUCAAUCUCAUGUAAUCAAUAUUUCAGAUAUUUUUAUUUUCAUUGAGUGAAAGAGAGAGAGAAAGAGAGAGAGAAAUUUAAUUUGCAAAGCUAAUUUUAGAAAUGAAGUGAGAAAAGAGAAGAUUCCUUUUUUGUCGACUAUGUUAAAUAUUUAUUCAUUUUUAUUAAUCAGAAUAACAUAUGUAAUCACUUGUGAUAACAAACGUCAAAUUUAUUCGACGUAUCAAUCCUCUCUCUCUCUCUCUCUCUUUCUCUCUCACUCACUCUCUCUCCUCUCCUUUUCUCUACCUAUCAGAGAGUGAGAAAGAGAGAGAGAGAGAGAGAGAAAAUAAAAAAGAGUGAAAGAUAAAAAAAAAAUAAAAUUCGAAGAGUACGGAUAUCAUGAUAUCGAAGAACAGACACUGGAUUUACUAAACGGCAAAGAGGAAAUUCCAUCCUCGAAGGAGACUGCCUUAUACCUUCGCUCUCAGUUGUUACUACUUUGAAACUCGUUUUCUUACGACGGAGGAUCGAGGAUGGGCGUUACUCCCAUUAACAAUUAAGAAGAAACGCACAGUUCGCGGUUGAUGCAAUUCUCUCUCUCUCUCUCUCUCUCUCUCUCUCUCUCUCUGUCUCUGUCUCUGUCUCUGUCUCUGUCUCUCUUUCUCUCACUCACUUUUUCUCAGUCUUUCACUGUAUACUCUUUUCAUCUCGAGAAGAGAAAGAGCACGGGAGCUAAUUAAACAGGACAAUCGAGCGGCGAGCCACAUACGUUCACUCUACGUUCUACCCCUCUCAUCCUCUCCACUUCUCGAUUUUAUCCCUAUUGCAGAGACCCUUCCUUUCUCGAGAUCCUUACUCAUGAUAAAGGUAAAUCGUAGUAAUCUUCGAGGGAGAAAACGAUCCAAGAGAAGUUGUACUACUACCUAUACGUAAUAUCUAUAUAACGAAGCAAAGUUCAACGUUAUUCGAAUAAAUUUUGAUUUAAUCUCUUUAUCAUUAGAAAUUGACAAGAUGUAUAAUUAUCAAACAAGUAACAAGUUGGAUAUUAACGUCGAAAGGAUAUAUUGGAAGAAUUAUAGAAGAAUCUAUUAUAUGUUCUCUUUUAAGAGAACAUUUAUUCGAUUCUCGUAUCUCUUUCUUUCAACAUUAAAAAGGAUUAAUGUUAUAGAAAUUGUCACGAUGAUUUUCAAAGAAAUUCUUACGAUGCUGCGAUGGAAAGAAAGAAAGAGAGAGAAAGAGAGAGAGAAAGAAAAAGAGUAGAUCGCUAGCGACCUCGUUCGUCUGUAACGAAGUGUCAUUCCGAUAACCCAAGCCGGCUUUUACUGUCUCUUGAUGCCGAUAAAGAAAUGUACAACAACCGGCCCCAUACAUUCUCUGUUUAAUGUUGCAUGCACGGUAAACCAAGCGAAGAAUCAAGCAACUACGUGCUCUACGAAAGCCAAUGACUUGGCACAACUCAAGUCGAUCAUUGAACGAAUGUCAAUUAGGGAAUGAUCCAUCGAGUUCGCAUAUUUUUUUCGAAUCUUUCUUUUUUUUUUUUUUUUUUUUUUUUUUUUUUUUCUACUUAUAAAGAUCUUGUGAAGAUCUAUGUUUGUGAGUAUCAAUGUAAAUAAUAUAAUAGUAUAUAUUUGAAUUAUAUUCGUAUCUGUGGUCUUUAGAAUACAACUGAUAUGUAAACGAUGUGCGAACAAAGAAUUUCUUAAGUAUCACCUUAACACGUUCGUACUUUUAUGACUGCAGAACAACAAGUAAUAAGGAAUAUCAUUAUGUUAAUUAUGGGAACGAAGUAAAUAAGAUAAUUAUGGGAAGGGAAAGAAAAUAUCUAAAAGUCUUUUGUUCGCCCUAAGAAAACUCGUAAAUUUUAUUUCGUUCAUUUUUCUUUUUCUUCCUUUCUUUCUUCUUUUUCGCAUCUCUCGACUCUAAAUACUUUCUACGUAAUAUUAUAUAAAGUAUUAUAAUUUUUUUGAAUUUUAAAUGAUGUAUUUUUUAAAAGAUAUAAUAAAUGUAUGGAUAUACAUUUUGUACGAA